Emiliania huxleyi CCMP1516 is the source of this 573-nucleotide messenger RNA. RefSeq lists its product as hypothetical. Gene Ontology annotation, cellular component: nucleus. Gene Ontology annotation, biological process: tRNA splicing, via endonucleolytic cleavage and ligation. Gene Ontology annotation, molecular function: polynucleotide 5'-hydroxyl-kinase activity. The coding region runs from base 1 to 573 and encodes 190 amino acids. The record is from RefSeq and is a predicted model, not a curated record. The transcript is spliced from 2 exons. Lineage: Eukaryota; Haptophyta; Isochrysidales; Noelaerhabdaceae.
AUGGCCACCACCUCGCUCAGCGCCUCGCAAGAGUACCGCUUCGAGGUCGCCGCCGGCGCCGUGGUCACGCUCCGCCUCACCUCGGGCAGCGCCGAGAUGUUUGGCGCCGAGCUCGCUCCGCAGCGCCCGUACGCCUUCACCGGGCCGACGCAUGAGGCUGUCUACACGUGGCACGGCUGCACCUUUGAGCUCGACGGCGGGUGUCAGCACGCGUACGUUGCGUCCGAGACUCCGAUGGACGCGUACCUCCGGCUGCACACCGAUCUCGACGCUCGGCGCGCGGCGGCGCGCCAGGCGGACACGCACGGGCCGCGGGUGAUCGUGGCGGGCGGCGCAGGCAGCGGCAAGGCGGCGCUGUGCCGCAUGCUCGCCAACUGGGCUGCGCGGCGCGGCGACGGCCCUCUCCUCGUCGAGCUCGACCCGUCGCACGGCCACAUCGGGCCUCCAGGACUGCGCACCACACGCCGCGGCGAACCUCUGGCACUCGCUGCGGCUCACUGGGGUUCCGCGGGCCCUCGCCUUUGGGAGCGCGUCUCCGGCAGAGGCGGCGCUGCACUACCGCCACGUGACUGA